AUGACCGCUCGACCAGAAUACGCCACUCAAUUCGACAAGGAUCUCAACUGCGAUGUGGUCCUUAUGCGAACCUCACCUACAGAAGAGUACCAGAAAUAUGUAUUCGACACAAAGUUGGUAAAUUUUGUACCGGCACCACAAGUCGUCAGAGUGUCGGACCUAUAUACAUACCACGAGAAGCUUUGUGAUCGUCAUAAAGCAGUCGCUUUUAGUCAGACACGUUGGACGCGAAAUUUGAAGCACGGAAGAACUUUCAAGUACGCCAGAGAUGAAUCCACCGGUAAACUCCGUCGAGUUCAAUGCACUUGCUGCAGGUUCGAGGAUUACGAUCCACAUAGUGGUAUUCAUUAUACUAUGAACAUUCUGGAUGAAUGCAAUCCUAAUGAUUUGGUUGAUAUGGAUACUGCAAACUUUCUAUGGCUCCGCCCAUUCUACUCUGACAUCUGCAGUGAAACUAAUGAAGUCGUAGUUUUUAUGUUGAAAUAUCCAGAAACUAAGAAGCUAGCCGCAUAUAGUUUUAACCCAGAGACCCAGUAUUUCUUGGAAUCCGACUGCGAAUGCAAGAAAUGCACUGAAAUUAACCACACUUACAACAUGUUCAGCCACGGAUCACAAGGAAUCGGAUAUCAAAGGACUCAUCGAGACAGGAACUUCCUGCCAUUGCUCCCCUUGGCUAUCACCAAGGAUUAUAAGUAUUCAAGAGAAGGAGUCAUGGAAUACUUCAGUGAUGAGAACGGAUACAUCGGAAAGUAUAAAUACGACUCUGAUCGAGACUUUUACGCGUUGGUUGAAUUGUUGGACGUAAGAGUUCACUCCAACAUGCAGGAUAUGGAACCACGACCCGAAUUGCUAUUGGAUGAUGAUCUCCGUUUGUUCUACAUUGAACAUUGCCGAGAAAUGAAGAGAGAUUUCUAUUUCGGAUUCCACCGAAAAGACAAGAAGCCCCAGCAGUACACAUUCAACGAAGUGACCCUUCAAUUCGAUCUCUUCAAAUGCUCUGAUUGUCAUUUCGAUCAGAAAAAGGCGCAGCUUUAUUUGGAGGAUAAACCGGCACUAGCCUCAACUUGCAAGCUGACUGGAAGGGAUAUUACAGUAUCCUAUGGAACAAAUGGCGUGCCGGCGAAGACGAUACGUGGUUGGGACUCGGGCUCGGUUGAGAUUAAGAUGGGAAAAGCGCCAAUCAGGAAUCUGUUGCAUUAUGAGAAAGACCAACUCAUUGCUCAUUUCUUUUCAAUUAGGACUUACAAAAAUCUACUUCAAUUCUCUGAAAUCGAUGGAACUGAGCAAUGGAAUGCCAGCGGACAGGAAAUGGACGCCUUGAUUGGAAUGGAUGGUCAGGUGAAGCUUCGCAAAGUUGUCCAACCACCAGAAGAAUCCCAAGAGGAAGAUGGAACAGAUAAACUAGAUGAAAUGCUCCAGUCAUUAAUCAGUGAGCAAGAUUUAGAGGAAUCUCCACUAGACAGACUGUUCAAUACAUACAAACAACAUUCGAACCGUGUUAGCAGAGGGUUGGCUGAAAUGAAAGAGAGACCUAAUGAACCUGAAAUUUCAAUCUGGAAGUUGUACCUGCAACUUGGUGGCUUCGAUGAGUCCAAACAGUCCGGUUCAGGAAAUGGUUCGGAUGGUAUAGAGGAGGAGGCUGAGGUGGCUUCUGACAAAGACAACGACUCCGAUGAAUCAUCCGACGAGAGUUCUGAAGAUGAUGUGGAUUCUGACGAUGUAUCCGAUGAAGCUUCAACUGAUGAACACAAGGCUAAUAGGGAGAGAAUAUUUCAUUCGGAUAUUUGGGAGCAAUACAGAAAAAGUCGUUGCUACGAUGAGCGUGCUGGUUCCAAGCAGUCCGGUUCGGGAAAUGGCUCGGAUGGUAUAGAGGAGGAGGAUGAGGUGGCUUCUGACGAAGGCAAUGAUUCCGAUGAAUCAUCCGACGAGAGUUCUGAAGAUGAUGUGGAUUCUGACGAUGUAUCCGAUGAAGCUUCAACUGAUGAACACAAGGCUGAUAGGGAGAGAAUAUUCCAUUCGGAUAUUUGGGAGCAAUACAGAAAAAGUCGUUGCUACGAUGAGCGUGCUGGCUCCAAGCAGUCCGGUUCGGGAAAUGGCUCGGAUGGUAUAGAGGAGGAGGAUGAGGUGGCUUCUGACGAAGGCAAUGAUUCCGAUGAAUCAUCCGACGAGAGUUCUGAAGAUGACGUGGAUUCUGGCGAGGUAUCCGAUGAAGCUUCAACUGAUGAACAUAAGGCUAAUAGGGAGAAUAGAGACGGACCUGAUGAUUCGGAAACUUCAAUCUGGAAGUUAUACCUACAAGGUGGCUUUGAUGAGCCGAAGCAGUCCAAUGAUUCGGAUGCUAUAGAGGAGAUCUGGGACCUAUUAAGAAAAAAUGGUUACUCCGAUGAGCCUGCUGGUUCCAGGCAGUCUGGUUUGGAAAAUUGUGCGGAUGGUAUAGAGGAGGAGGAUGAGGUGGCUUCUGACAAAGGAGAUGUUGCCGAUGAAAUAUCAGACGAGAAUGCUGAAGAUGAUGUAGAUUCUGGCGAGGUAUCCGAUGAAGCUUCACCUGAUGAUGAUGAUGAUAAGGAAUCAACAAAUACCGAGGACAGUUAUUCGGAUAUGAGCGAUGCUGAUCCAGAAAAUGAUGAAAUUGGUGGACCACCGGAAAGUGUCAUUGGUCGAAUUCUAGGAUUUUUCUGA
Caenorhabditis briggsae is the source of this 2679-nucleotide messenger RNA. Gene Ontology annotation, biological process: autophagy. Bases 1 to 2679 code for a protein of 892 amino acids. The transcript is spliced from 2 exons. The record is from RefSeq and is a predicted model, not a curated record. Lineage: Eukaryota; Metazoa; Nematoda; Chromadorea; Rhabditida; Rhabditidae.